AUGUUCCCGCCGCCGCCCCAGCCUCUGACGACCCUCCCCUCCUUACCGGAUCUCCUUCUCACGGCUCUCUCCGUCUGCUUCCUCGUCUCCUCCUCAAAGCCCCACAUCGCCUCCACCCGCUGCCCCUUCCCGCGCCGCUUCCUCAAAAUCCCCGCCAUGUCCAUCACCGCAACACCCUCCAAAAACACCACCACCUCCGCCCUCAACACCCUCCCCCCGCGCCGUCACAACUUCGCGUCCCCGCAGUCCCUCUCAGACUGGCUCAAACCCCGCCUCCCCUCGGAGUCCUUCGCCUCGUGGGGCGUGAAGCCCGGCACCAAAAACGUCCACAACCUCUGGCUCGAACUCUCCCAGGGCGAAACAUCCCUCGCCGAUUCCACCCCUCCGAUUCGGACCGUCCACGUCGUCCUCGUCCGCGUGACCGAUAAACACGGCAAGCUCCUCCUCGAGUCGCACCAGGAGCUGUCUGACGGUAACAUCCGGAAACGCGGCAGGCCCUUGUCGGAGAAGAUGAAGCCCAACGAGGAUCCCGAGUCCGCUGCCGUCAGAGGCAUUUUCGAAGAGCUUGGCUCUGCGAUUGUUGGUGCCAGACCCAAUUCCGAAAUCGCUGACAUUGUCACCAUCGAUCCCAAAUCGUACGAGAUGCGGGUCGAGGAGCGCGAUUCGGGUUCCUACCCUGGUUUGCCCGGUUGCUACGUUUUGCACACGCUGAGCGCCACGGUGGAGGGUUUGCCCGAUGGUGAUUUUUGCACGGAAGAGGUUGAUGAGUAUGAAGGGGUUUUCGAGGAGAAGAAUCUUGCGGAAAGGGCUGUGUCAGUUAAAAAGCAUUAUUGGACUUGGGUUAGUGCUGAUUCCAUCGACAUAUAG
Messenger RNA from Sphenostylis stenocarpa, 867 nucleotides. The record is from the annotation of a GenBank genome assembly. Lineage: Eukaryota; Viridiplantae; Streptophyta; Magnoliopsida; Fabales; Fabaceae.